Molecule: messenger RNA, 409 nt
Organism: Fusarium odoratissimum NRRL 54006
Lineage: Eukaryota; Fungi; Ascomycota; Sordariomycetes; Hypocreales; Nectriaceae
Exons: 4
Coding region: 71-298 (75 amino acids)
Source: RefSeq, a predicted model, not a curated record
CUCUCAACCACAGCAAACAUCAACACUCAAACAUUCUAUCACUCCAAAGAGAUUUCUUUCUACAUUCAUCAUGGCUGAUAAGACGAAAAUCCGCUACACCUACCUCGGCUACGAUGAGUGGCAGGCAUCUGAGUCCCAGCUCAAAAAGCUCAUCCAGGACGACACUGGCGUUGAGUUUUGGAUUGAGACCAGAUCUAUCCCUCCCAUGGGAAUUCCUCCUCCCGUGACUAAGGAUUGUAUCGAGAAACUCAAAGGAUUGAAUGGUGUUAAGGUCGAUGAGAUAGAAGAAGAUGACUAGUAGAGCUAGGCCAUGCGAACAAUGUUCUAUUGACAAAUAGCUAUUCAAAUCAGGGAAAUAUCUAUACCAUAGCUAAAACCUAUCAAGAAUAUCACAUAUUCCCCAGUGGCU